AUGAGAAGCCAGAAAACAGAAGAAGAAAGGAUUGAAAAAAUAAUUCGAAGUCUUCUAAAACUUCCCGAAAAUAAAAGAUGCAUCAACUGCAAUCUUUUGGGACCACAAUAUGUGUGCACAACUUUCUCCACAUUUGUCUGCACAAAUUGCAGUGGGAUACAUCGAGAGUUUACUCACAGAGUAAAAUCUGUCUCGAUGGCUAAAUUUAGUCCAGAAGAAGUCUCUGCUCUUCAAGCUGGUGGAAAUGAGAGAGCAAAUCAGAUUUUUCUCAAAGAAUGGGAUCCUCUUCGCAAUUCUAAACCAGAUUCUAGUAAUAUACAGAAACUGCGAGAAUUCAUCAAGUUUGUGUAUGUGGAAAGAAAAUACACUGGAGAAAGUAGCACUAGCACUCUUUCUAGGAUUAGAUUGAGUGAGAAGGAGCCUAAGAGAAGUGGUUCAUUUCGUUUAGAGUUCAGAACUCCACAUUCAAGUCCUGGUCCUACUCCAAGAAGUGAUGACAAGAAUUUGAGAUAUUUGUACGAUGAAAGCAGAAGCCCUAGAUAUGCUCAAAGGUAUUCAAGAAAUGGUGGCCAGAUCAGAAGUCCUAUACAAAUUGAAGUUGUUGAUGACAGGUACAAAGAUGAUGAACGUAGAAAUAGAAGACUUGCAAAUAUAGAAGCAAAGAUGAAGAAAAAUUCAAGUGAUGAUCUCAAGAAAGUUGAAAACCCCCAACUCCCUGUUAUUGCAGCGCCUUUGGGUGAUGUAUCAAAGGAGAAAGCUCAACCCCUACAAAUCAAACCUCCUGGUGGCAAGGUUUCUGUUGAGAAAAAACCAUCUGAGCAAAAAAAUAAUAAUCCAGAAACACCACCACCACCUAUAGCACAACCAAAUGAAAAUAACUGGGCCAUAUUUGAAGCUUCAACAGAGGACAAUGUUCCUAAAACUCCACCAAACACAAGAACCUCUUAUCCUUCUACAGAAAAGGCACCAUCAACAAAAAAUCCUAUAGACCUUUUACUUUCUGAAUUGUCAGGUCCUGUGACUCCAAUGAAUGGUGGCAUGCCACAAGUUCCAAGUAGUGUUAAUAAUGAUCCAACAACUACAACAGUACAAAAUGCUAUUACUUGGGACUUUCCACCUACUUCAGCAGGGAAAACAACUGCAUCAUCCAACAAUACUAGUGUUUGGCCAUGCACAUCAACCCCAGCCACUGAACCAGCACAACCUUCUAAUGAAGCUCCUCCACAUACUGAAGUUUGUCAUGCUCAUAAUCCAUCAAGUGUGCAGUAUCUUCCAUCUGUAUCGGUAGGUUUUAGUUCAACUACACAACCAUCAAAUUCAUCAGUCAUAGAUGUAGCUUCAAAUAAUAAGCCAUCAGUAACUCCAAGUGAAAAAGAUCCUUCCUGGUCUUUUACUGAACAACCUUCUCAAACUACCUCAAAUCCCACUCAAGAAACCAAAUCUGAUCCUAGUAAAGUGGAAAAUAAGGCUAGUGGAAGACAUGAAAUUCCAGAGAACCUUUUUACACCAAGCUAUUUAUCUGGGCAAGCACCCCUUCCAAAUUGGCAAAAUGUUCAACCUUCUGGCAUGGGAUAUGGCAUGCAAUAUUAUCAUAAUGCUGUGCCUCCCUCAGCGAUUUCAAAUUCACCAAUGUCUAUGAACCCCUUUGAUUUAACUGAUUCAAGAAAUUUAACCCAUGUCUCAUCGCUUCCUUCUAUCACUUCUGUGCGUGGUGCACCACAAGCUCUAUCAUCUCCUAGAACAGCAUUGAUGCAUACUGCAAGCAUGGGGUCUUUGGUGUCUCAGUCUCCAAGUUAUACAUCCCCAGUUAUGGGUGUGUACUUUGAUCAAGUUGAUAAUCAACAGAAACCUCCUAGACCUCAAAGAGCUGAGAGCUUCAAUGGUGAUAUAACUUCUUUUGGAUCUGUAGACCCACUUCAACAUUCAAAUAGAACAUUUACGACCUGCAAAAGUUCAAUUUCUCUUUCCAAUGCAAGAGGAAACCCAUUUGACUAGUUUGAACAAUUUGCCACACUGCCAAAACCUUUUGCCUUAUGUCAACCAUAAAAAUUGCAGAAGGAUUAUGAUCUUGUCAUUCUUGUGCCAACUUCACUCAGUUUCCUUUGUAAAUUGUACUGUAAAUAUAAAAGCACACAUAUUCCCAAGUGGAUGCAGAAAACUUUACGCAUCAGAGGGCUGCUAAUUAACUGA
Molecule: messenger RNA, 2190 nt
Organism: Vigna unguiculata (cowpea)
Lineage: Eukaryota; Viridiplantae; Streptophyta; Magnoliopsida; Fabales; Fabaceae
Molecular function (GO): GTPase activator activity
Source: RefSeq, a predicted model, not a curated record